UCCCCGGCUCUGACAUCACCGGCCAGCCGGGUGGGUGGAGGCGGCGCUGGGCUCCGGCUCUGACUCCGCGGGCGGAAGAGGCGGCGGCGGCGGCGGCAGAAGCGGCGGCGGCGGGAGCCGAGGAGGAGGCUCCGGACGCUACUCGGGAACCGGGAACGCCCGCGCCCUGAGCGCUCAGCUCCAGAGGCGUCAUGGCUGAGUACGGGACCCUUCUCCAGGACCUGACCAACAACAUCACCCUUGAAGAUCUGGAGCAGCUCAAGUCGGCUUGCAAGGAGGACAUUCCCAGUGAAAAGAGUGAGGAGAUCACUACUGGCAGUGCCUGGUUUAGCUUCCUGGAGAGCCACAACAAGCUGGACAAAGACAACCUUUCCUACAUUGAGCACAUCUUUGAGAUCUCACGCCGUCCGGACCUGCUUACUAUGGUGGUUGACUAUAGAACCCGUGUGCUGAAGAUCUCUGAGGAGGAUGAGCUAGACACCAAGCUAACCCGUAUUCCCAGUGCCAAGAAGUACAAAGAUAUUAUCCGACAGCCCUCUGAGGAAGAGAUCAUCAAAUUGGCUCCCCCACCGAAGAAGGCCUGAGCAAGGUGGAGGAAGAGGAGGAAGGUUGGACCUUCAUCAGACCAUUCCCUUCCCUCCAUCCUUCAGAAGAGGGGGCAAGCCUCUCCCCCAUCUACCCAUUUACUAACCUGGUCCUAACCCCCUUACUGUGCGCGUGUGUGUGCGUGUGCGCACGCUCUGGCUGUUAUGUCUAUAUGUCUAGCUCAUCUAGUUCCUCCUUAUGAGGGUAUGGGGGUCAGGGGCUGGAGGGGCUUAGUGCCCCACUCUAGGAGGACAGGAGGAGGGCUACUUCUAUGCAAAUAGAAAUCAGCACAUUCCUCCUACUCUCCAGCAUCUUUAAGGUAUGGAAGUAGAAAGGACCUACAUUUUCCUAUACUGAGGAGCUGAGGUGGGGGUGAAAUGAGGAGGUAGAUGGAUCAAAGAAAAAGUAGGGAGGGAAGGUGAAGAGGCCACCCAACCCCCACCUGGAAGCAGCAAAGAAAAGCCAGAGUUCAGUGUUGUGCCCUCAAAUGAACUAACUGAAGAGUCCAGUCUCUCACUGACCCUCAGCUUGAAGGGCUUAGAUGCCAGCAGGUUCCUUUCUGCUCCCCUCUCAUGGGCCUAGGAUGGGUAUGAGGGAUCUUCCUGGUCCCUAAGAUCAAACCCCUUGGAGCAGCCAGCAGUAGAUGCCCCACCCACUUGUGCUCUGGAGAGACUAUGCUGGGAACAUGCACCACUGAGCCUGAGGUGGAUGAGGGCAGAGAGAGGGGGAUACCCUUUUCCAUUCCUUUAUUACUCAGACUGUUGCAUAUACUGACUCUGAACCUAGGGAAACGGGGAUGAGAUCCUUAGGUUUUAACCCCAAUCCUGACCCCACCUGCAGGGUCUUUCCCUCUGUCCUUGAUCUAGUACACCCUGAGCCAGAAAGAAGUGAAGUUAACUGCAAUGUUUUCCUUUGCACUGAUCCCCACCCCAAUCCAAUCCAGGAGGGGACUUAGUAACCCUUCUCACUCAAGCCCUGGUCCUUGGGCUUGUGGAUGCCUCCUAGCCAAACCACUAGAGUACAGUGAGUGACCCCAGCCUCCUGCCUGUCCAAGAUGCCUCUCACCACCCCGACCGUGCUAACUGUGUGUACAUAUAUAUUCUACAUAUAUGUAUAUUAAAAACCCGCACUGCCACGUCUGCCCUUUUUUGUGGUGUCUAGCAUUAACUUAUUGUCUAAGGCCAGAGCGGGGGUGGGAGGGGAAUGCCACAGUGAAGGGAGUGGCAGAGUCAAAUUGCUACAUAGUCCAAACAAAAAAGAAAGCUUUUUAAAAAACUUAACUCACAUGCAAUCUCAGAGACUAGAGAAAGCUGAAGUUAGGAGCUUUUAGAAUGUAGGAACAAAACUUCAGUGGGAAGGGAGGGCUGGCUGUUGGAAGAAAGAAGAAGCCAGGCUGGUUAGGGAGUACCCUCAACUCCUAACCCAGUCUAGCCUGUCCAUCCCCUCUGGCCAUUGCUGCGGACACCUGCCUUAACACACACACCUCGAGGACUCCACGGUUUUGCCUUAAAGGACCUUCCCAAGUCUCCCCAGCCCUGUCUGGCUUCUCCUUUAAAAGAAAGAUACCUGCUUAAUUGGGAGAGGGGAUGUGAGCAUGAGCUGUCCUUCCAUCGGGGUAUGUUACGUGAGAGUGAGAACAGGAGCGUUCCUUAUGGAGGGAAUGGGAGAAGAGAGACAGGGUUAUUUUCAGCAGAGUCUAGUAGUUUCUCUGUAAGGCAAAGUAAUCUAAGACUAACCUGCCCACCCGCCUCUUACACUGCUGUGAGAUCACCCCUAUCCUGUGCUCCUCUGUCUGCAGUGUGCACGGCCUUGUUCUAACCCUGGAAUAAAAGGUGAUUGAUUGUACUG
This is a messenger RNA of Nycticebus coucang (slow loris), 2433 nucleotides long. RefSeq names its product proliferation and apoptosis adaptor protein 15 (gene PEA15). Gene Ontology annotation, biological process: negative regulation of extrinsic apoptotic signaling pathway via death domain receptors; MAPK cascade. Gene Ontology annotation, molecular function: protein binding. Bases 192 to 584 code for a protein of 130 amino acids. The record is from RefSeq and is a predicted model, not a curated record. The transcript has 4 exons. NCBI's taxonomy places the organism in Eukaryota, Metazoa, Chordata, Mammalia, Primates, Lorisidae.